AUGCUCCGCCAGUCCCUGUUUGCUGCCCGUCAGGCUCGUACGAAGACCCCGUGCUACCCCUUUCGCUCUAUGUCGCUGUUGAGACCCUCCGAGCUGGACUUGUUCACGCCGAGCGACGAGCAUAAGGCUCUGCGGGAGAUGCUGGCGGGUUUUGUAAAGACUAAAGUGGAUCCUCAAGCACUGGAGCACGACCGUGAUGAGAAAUUCAAUAUCAAGUUGUUCCGGGAGCUCGGGGACCUAGGACUCCUGGGCAUCACGGCACCUGAAAAAUACGGAGGAUCUGGGAUGGACGCACUUGCAGCUGUUAUUGCGCACGAGGAGCUCUCUUCGAGUGACCCGGCCUUCUGCUUGUCCUUCUUGGCGCACUCGAUGCUGUUCGUGAACAACGUGGCUCGCAACGCGUCGGACGCACAGUGUAAAAAGUACCUACCUGAUGCCUGUUCUGGCACCAAAGUAUGUGGCAUGGCCAUGAGUGAGCCUUCCGUUGGUACAGACGUGCUGGGUAUGCGUACGACAGCAAAGAAGUCAGAGUGUGGCAAGUUCUACGUCUUGAACGGAACAAAGAUGUGGAUUACGAACGGGGCACUCAAUGACACGGAACUGGGCGACACGUUCUUGGUGUACGCUCGCACUGGCAAUACAAAGAAGGCAAAGCAGGACUUCUCGUCGUUUAUCAUAGAGAAGGGCUUUGAAGGCUUUUCUCUUGGUCAGCGUAUUAAAGAUAAGUGCGGUAUGCGCGCGUCCAACACAGCCGAGCUGGUGUUUGAAAAUUGCAAGGUACCGGUCGAGAACUUGAUUGGCACGGAAGGUAGCGCUGUUCUGUGCAUGAUGCGAAACCUCGAGAUCGAGCGCGUGACGCUAGCUGCCAUGAGUUUAGGCAUCGCUAGACGCUCGCUCGAGGUCAUGAAUGGCUAUGCAAAGGAGCGCGAAGCCUUUGGCCGACCGCUGAACACUUUUGGCCAGAUCCAACAAAACAUUGCCACGUCGUAUGCAGAGUACAUGGCUGGCCGCGCGUACGUGUACAGCACAGCACGGAACCUGAAGUUGGACUCGGGAGGCAACCGCGUAGACACGGAUGGUGUGAAGCUUUACUGUGGCGACAUGGCAAAGCGUGUGGCUGAUCGUGCCAUUCAAACACUGGGUGGCUACGGCUACGUAGGCGAGUACAACGUCGAGCGCCUGUGGCGUGAUUCCAAGCUGCUGGAGAUUGGUGGAGGCACGAAUGAGUCGCAUCACAAAAAUAUGGUGCAAGAUCUCGUCCGAAACGCGCUCUAA
Peronospora matthiolae is the source of this 1275-nucleotide messenger RNA. The record is from the annotation of a GenBank genome assembly. NCBI's taxonomy places the organism in Eukaryota, Oomycota, Peronosporomycetes, Peronosporales, Peronosporaceae.